UCCAAAAAUAGUUGGGACAGCCGAGUGUUUACCACUUUGUAACAUCACCAUUUUUUUCUAAUAACACUUCUUAAGUGUUUGGGCACUAAAGACACAAAUUUGUCAGGUUAGGCAUUCAGAAUUUUCCCCUUUCAUACAUUCUGCACGUCUUCAGCUGUGCAAUUGUACGGGGCCUUCGUUGUCUUAUUUUGCGCUUCAUUGCUGUAUUUGGAGAGACUCGACACAUCCUUGCUCUUGAAGGACUAGGCUUUUUUUUGGAGGCUUCUUAUAUACAGUACUAUAACACGAUUGCCUCACCUGUUUCACAUCACCUUGUUAUUUCAAUUCGUCAGAUUGUUAAUAAUCCUAAAUUGCCCCUUUCUCAACUAUUUUGGAGCAUGAUGCAAUCAUCUGAUUAGAAAUUAAUAUAUAUAUAUAUAUUUUUAAAUUUAAUUCACAAAGUAAAACGUCAAAUUAUGUGUUGUUGUAGUGAUUUCAAUAUUGCACAGGGUUUUUCCAUACUGUCCCAAAAUUUUCGCAAUUGGGGUUAUAAUUUGUUGCAGUGAAAAGGCUUGAAGUCAUCAUACAGAGGUGUUAUUAUGUAUAUGCCAUUAACUACAUUGCAUUUUGUAACUCUAGUUUGUAGAUAUUUUAUAAUAAGAGUUGAAACCUGGAACCAUGCUGUUCCCAUAGGAGAAACCAGGCAAGCAGAGUCUUAAAUAAUUUAAAGACCAAAGAGACAGAAAUUGUAUGAUUCCACUGCUGUCCAAACUGUCCCACGUUUAAGAAGAAAGAAAAAGAGACAUUUUGACCUAUCUGCCUUCCAGUGUUAUUUCAGAUAUGCAAAUUGCCAUUUCUUAUGAUCUAUUUUUCAGUGCUGUUGGCUAAACCCAGCAUCUCUAAGUAAUGGAUGUUAGUUCAUAAGUCCCAGGAGCCAUUUCCUUUCAAUCUAAUUUACUGGACUUUAGUUUUUCCCUGCUGUUAUUUGAUACUGUAUAUGGAGCAGAUGUUUAUUAAUGAGGCUCAUUAGUGAGUUUAGUCCAUUUAAAGGUAAGUGAACCACUGUACAGUUAGUGCUCAGUAUAUUUAGCUCGCAACAUGCACAGAUAAAAACAACGUUUGACUAGGGUAGAAAUGAGGUGGACUCAGUUAACAUCAAUGUGAAACCCUGAUCGCAACCCAUUUUACUUUUGUCAGAGUAAACCAGGAUAUUAGAUGAGAAACAAAUUAAGGGUGGUACUUAAUUCUUUCCAUUUAGAAUUAUCAAGACUGUGAAAGGUGGACAUUCCAUACCAGAAUAAAGCCAGACCUGAAUUUUUGUUUUUUGGCUAUUGGUAAAAUUGUUAAAAUUAUCCAACAGCCUGCAUGACCUAAGUGAUGUCAGCAGAAAAGGAAAGUCAUUUGACAUCUUGAUUAAAGAUUAUGAAGACAAAAUGUUUUAUUUUCAAUAAAUUGUGCAUGGAUAAAUCACUCACAAAAAGAUAAGGGACAUGCAUUAAGAAAGUCAAUAGGUUCAGUUCUGAUUUCACAUUGACUGAGAUUUUGCUGAAAUGCUAUUAUUGACUUCUUAUACAGGAAGUAUAGGAAUCAGCCAUGCAUAUACAAAAAAAAUACAAAAUUUCAGGUGCAUCAGUCUGAAAUCAUACGUGUAUAGUGAUGUCUUGGGUAACUGAAUUAUUUUGCGCUGGUUCUGUUUUCAUCACAGCAGCACAAUUACCGCUGUCAUUUUUUGCUUUGACUCAGGAUAAUAAAACCAGAUGGCCAAAAGGUCAUCCUCAGUUAAGGGGAAAAAUCCAUUUCCAUUCACAAAGUUACCCAUUACUGCUAAGAAAAGAGACUUUUGAAAUGUUUUUAUCAAUAUUAGAGGUUAAGUCCAUGAGUCAGGCUGUUCUAUUUUUUAGUGGUUUCUGCUUUCUUAUUUUUCCGCAUCCUAUUGUUUUACUGUAGAUAGGGAGGUGGAUAGACUGGUAGCAUAGUACUAGCUUUAAGCAGAACCAGUGCCUAUAUCGUACACAGGCCGUGGUCGUAUAUUAUUGAUGCACUCUGCUUGAACUGGCAGCCUUAAUUGACAUUUGACUUAUCUCUCCCCGAUCUCAUUCGCUAACAAAGAUUUUGGCAAGCACUUGUACGUUUUUGGACUCUUGCCUGUCCAUGGCUCCGGUGAUUAAGUGCAAUGGAAGAUGUCUACAAAUUACGGAAUAUUUUCAUGCUUUUAAAAGCAAUAUUCUGGGUUAAAAGCAAGUAAAAGAAAUGGUCCGGGUUCAAUACAAGUUAAGCACAAUUGGCAGCAUUUGUUGCAAAUGUUGAUUACCAAAAUAAAAUAGAAUACAAAUAAUAAUAACUUCGACUUAUUCGAUUUAUUUUAAAAUAGCAAAAACUGCAGUUACAAAAAGAUGUUUACAAUGUAAGUGAAUGGGGCCAGUUGAUAAACAUUAAAAUACCACAGUUUAAAAGGGUUAGCCACAAGAUGUAAACAUGUUGUGUGUUAACAUGAUUUUAGUGAGAUAAUCCACUCCCUAACCUUAUCUGUGCAAAUUUAUAACAAAUAUUUCAACUUUGUUGUCAUGACAUCAUUACACCGGUAAACCCUGUGAUCUAGAAAAUGCCAUAAAGCAGGUAAAUCCCUGAUUUUAUCACACUUAAAACAUGUGAACACGUAUAAUGUUUGGGUCUUGUGGCAGUACUUUAGAAACAGUGUGCAUUUGAAUGUUUAUGGACUGGUCCCAUUCACUUCUAUUAUAAUAGUAUAUAAUAAGUGCCUUACUGUAACUGUGAUUUUUGCCUUUUUAAAAUACAUGAGGAAUGACUCAAAGUUAUUUUUGUUCAUGUCAUCAGCACUAUGCUACAAAUGCUGUCAAUUGAGCUUAACUUAUAUUGAACCUGGAACAUUCCUUUAAGUUCCAUUGGUAGCAUCUGUUAUGCUGUUGAUAACCACAGAAAAUAACUCAAAAACUUGCAUUGACAGAAAUGCUCUUACAAUGACUUACAAAGUCUAUCGAGCAACCAUUGUGUAUGGUUGCCCUUUACAACUUGUACUUAACCUGGAGUAUUCUUUUAAUAGAUAUUAGGAAAAACCCCUGAAGACCCCUGAAAGCUUUCAAGACCCCUGAAAGCAUUCUUUCAGGCACGACUACAGAAGCUAAAGAAGUUUCUUAUUGAUGAAAUAAUCAACUUAACCCAACAAAGAUUUUCUACAAAAGUGUACCAUGACUGUAUUGAUUCCAUCUUCUGCACUUUAGUUAAGUUAGACAACCAAAGACAAGACAAUGGGUGGGGAUCUGCAAGCUAAUUCCUUUGGUAAGCACCAUCUGGUCUGCAAUUAGCAACAGAAAACAAACCUUUUCUGCUCAAGAAUGUAACAAACUCCCUCUAAAUUCUGCUCAAGGCUGUUGGAUUGUGAAUGGCAGCUGUAGUUUGCUCAACAGAGGUCCACUUCAUACAGCUGGCCUAUCACUCAUUGUGUCACCCAUUCAACACAGAAGAACAAGAAUCCAGUAUGUUCAGCUCAAAGAGGUUGAAGAAGAAGUCUCAGUCAGUGGACAUCCCUGAUGAGGGUUAUGCUGGUUCUCUUGUCAAAGACCCGCUGGCAUCACCCAUCAUUCCUAGUGUGGCCAGAACAACCAUUACUGAAGAACAUGGCAUCAGUACCACCAACAUACAGAAGUCUCGUAGUCCUCGCCGUGGAGAACUCAAACGAGGAUAUACCGUAGACACCGGGCAGAAAAAGAGUGCAUUGGAGAGGAAAGAUGUGCGCCGGAUAUCCUUCCAAAAACCUAAAGGCACCAUGGAGUAUGUGGUGGAGUCACGUGACACACUCAACAGCAUUGCAUUGAAGUUCGACACCACCCCCAAUGAGCUCGUACAACUCAACAAACUCUUUUCUCGAGCUGUGGUCCCUGGCAAGGUGCUGUAUGUCCCUGACCCAGAAUACAUCUCCAGUGCGGACAGCUCCCCCUCCCUCAGUCCCAUCAGCCCCCUCUCGCCCACAUCCUCUGAGGCUGAUCUGGAGAAAGCCACCACGGAUUCAGAUGAUGCCCAUCGAAGACAAACCAACCCAGCUAUAGGUCAUGGGGCCCACCGGCCAGCCCGAGUGGUUUCAUCCACCUCUGAAGAGGAAGAGGCACUUACGGAAAAGUUUCUUAAAAUGAACUGCAAAUUCAUCACGGAUGGCAAGGGAAUAGUCAGUGGUGUGCUGCUGGUCACCCCAAACAACAUCAUGUUUGACCCUCAUAAGUCAGACCGAUUGGUGCAGGAGAGGGGAUGUGAGGAGUAUGGGAUCAUGUGCCCCCUAGAGGAGGUGCAGUCUGCAGCCAUGUGCAGGGAGAUCACAGACAUCAGGGUCAGAGAGCUUGUGCCACCAGAUCUGGAGCUAGAUCUUUCUGCGAUGGAGGUAAGCCACCUCAAGAGGGCGCCACGUCUAAAUACCACCGAUGCGGCACACCGAAUCCGUGAUAGGGGCAAUGACAGUGCCAGUACAGCCCCUCUUAGCACAGAAGCUUCGCUGUCUGAAGACGUUUUUACAGAGUCCGAACUUUCGCCUGUCCGUGAUGAUGCCGUUGCGACAUCUUCUGACGAUUUGCAGCCGAUAAAAUCCUCAGGGGCAUCUUCUGAAUCGGUGCAGACCAUCAACCAGGUUUCCACUGCCAUGGAAGAACCUUCAACAGCUGAACAAAAGGAUGUAAAGGGAGUAAUAAAAAAUACAGACACAGAUGAAAGAGGAUUGAGGGAUAGCGGUAUUGAGCAGAGCCUGAAUGCCACAGAUUUAUCCAUUGAGAUGCUGUCAGGGAAUGUUCUGGAAAACACUAAAAGGGAACAACCUGCGGAUGAAACCAAAUCACGCGACACCUCUGAGUCACUUUGUUCGGACACUGUAGCAGCCGAGGAUUCGGCGAAAAGACGGGAAACUCAGAGAAGCAUGGGGGAUCAUACUAUGCAAUUGACCAAUGAUACAAAGGAAGGGGAACAAGGAAUGUCAAAUGAGGUUUCAACAGCCAAUGAGAUUGGAGCAGAGGAGGGGCAGAGUACAGAGGAAGUUGUGUCGGGGUCCAAAAACAAGCAAAAGUCCCACAAGUUCCUGUGUCUGCGAGUUGGCAGGGCCAUGCGGAAGACCUUUGUGUCCCAUGCCAGUGCCUCCAUGCAGCAGUACGCCCAAAGAGACAGGAAGCACGAGUACUGGUUCGCCAUUCCGUCUGAGAGGUCAGACCACCUAUUUGCAUUCUUUGUCCAGUGGACCCCAGACGUAUAUGGGGAAGGGUUGGGGGGAGUGAUGUGGGAGCCCAGGUUUGUAGUGGUUAAAAAGAACCACAGUGCUGAAAGUGGGGAGCAUGACAAACCAGUGCCUGAUAUCACAUUCAAGGACUGGGAGGUAGUUUCUGUGACAGAGUACUACCGGCGGAUAGAUGCGCUAAACAGUGAGGACCUGCGCUCACUCUGCAAACGCCUGCAGAUCACAACCAAGGAAGAGGUAAACUCCAAACUUAUAGUGAAGAAUGACCCAGAACCAGAGUCAUUCAGGCCCAGUCUGAAUGAGCCCAGUGACCUCCUGCAACAAGAUCAGAUCGAAAAGCUGGCCAAGCACCUGCCCCCCAGGACAAUUGGCUAUCCCUGGUCCAUGGCAUUCAGCACGUCCAAACACGGCAUGAGCAUCAAGAGCCUGUAUCGCACCAUGCAGGGACAGGACUCGCCAGUUCUCAUGGUGAUCAAGGACAGCGAUGGACAGCUGUUUGGAGCCCUUGCUUCAGAACCAUUUAAAAUCAGUGACUGCUUCUAUGGCACAGGAGAGACCUUCCUCUUCACCUUCUGUCCAGACUUUAAGGUUUUCAAAUGGUCAGGCGACAACUUGUUCUUCAUCAAAGGAGAUCCAGACUCCUUGGCCUUUGGUGGUGGAGGGGGUGAAUUCGGUCUGUGGUUGGAUGGCGAUCUGUAUCACGGAAGAACUAACUCUUGUAAGACCUUUGGAAAUCCAGUGCUCUCAAAGACAGAAGACUUCUACGUGCAGGACAUUGAGAUCUGGGCUUUCGAAUAACACCCUAUGCCUCAUGGACUCAUUCAAAAUAAAUGGGGUUAGAAGGCCACUUCUGCAACCCCUUCAAGACCUGAUUGCACACCCUUGUCUCAAUGAAAGGUGGUUUUAGGUCAUAUGAACACGUUUUUACCCUUUGGCUGCUUGAGAUCCUCCAGUCUUGAGGAUAAGGAAGGGCGCCAAUGGAUGUUCUUGAAUGUUGUAGAACUACACAAAAGAAAUGAAGCUCCAGAACUUCCCAGGAGUCUUAAAAGUCCUUUAAAGUUGUAAAGCAUGGGGGUUUCAGUCCUACUACCUGUCACCUGUUGCUUUAUGUCUAUUUCAAGAACAUAAUAUCUAAUGUCAAAACCCCAACUUGCUCUAUAUAAUCAAAUGCCUCUACUUAAUGUAAUAUUCAGUACUGUGUUGCUGUAGAAAUGUGGAGUAACAUACAAAUUAAUGUGUGGUGCCCUUUUCAUGUCAAUAAGCUUCCUAUUAUUCCUUUAUUUCUCUCUGGAAGUGCUGUAGUUACAGGAGAAAUGUGUCUGUAAUGUCAGUGAGUAGGAACCAGUUGUGGUUUUGGGGGAGGCGGGGCAUCUGAUGGAAUGUAUACAUAUAUAAAUACAUAUAGCGAUUUUAUAUUUAUACAUUUAUUAGUGCACUUUGUACAUAACUACUUGACAUAUCGCUGUUAUGUGUGACAGUGAUAUGGUUUGCGCUACUGUCCUUUUACGUUUAAUCUCAAUUGUACAUUUUUCCUUGAAUAUUUGUUCCAAUAAAUAAUUUUCUAUGUGCUUACAAUGUGAACUUGGGAGCUUUCCGUUGGUGGCGGAGAGUUUUCAACAGGUAGCUGCUUUCUAACCUAGGAAUCGUACAAAAGGUGACACGGGUGUUUUUGAGGGACCUGAUGAGGGUGAUGAGAGACUAAUGACGGGUGAAAUUAGACCCAAAGCUUGUAGGUGACUGGUGUCAACAGUGAUGGAGAUAGCCAGUUACUGCAAUAUAUACAAAGAGCCACUCAGGGCACACUGAUGCAAAAGUUUCUGAAAAACAGGGAAAACUGAUGGAAAAUGUUGAAUGGAAUGUUUUCUGUAUUACUUUGCAGUGAUGAUUUAGGAACAUUCAAAGUGCAGUGGCCUCUUUUAGCAGUAUUCUAACUUUAAAUUAAUGCAUAGAGAUGCCAAUUUGCCCUUGUGGCCAGCUGAAAAUAUGCUCCAAAUAUUUGAUCCGACUAAGCACAUCUGUCAGAGCAGACGUCUUGUUGUGAAGGUAUGAUGCUCUCCGCAUGCCGUGGGAUCGUAGAGUUGAAGGACUAAAGACUAAAGGCCACCUUUGGAGCCACCUGCACUUUUCUGGUCUUCCAGUGCAGUAUUUGAUACCCAUGUGGAAGCUCGAACAGAUCUCAUUAAUCCCCUCAAACAACUCUGAUAGAUGAUUAUGUAUCAAUGUAUUUACCACAAUAAAGUCUAUGUAAUAAUAACAUUUUGGUGGUUUU
Messenger RNA from Myxocyprinus asiaticus (Chinese sucker), 7475 nucleotides. RefSeq names its product oxidation resistance 1b (gene oxr1b). The transcript has 17 exons. The coding region runs from base 3380 to 6004 and encodes 874 amino acids. Gene Ontology annotation, cellular component: nucleus. Gene Ontology annotation, biological process: response to oxidative stress. The record is from RefSeq and is a predicted model, not a curated record. Lineage: Eukaryota; Metazoa; Chordata; Actinopteri; Cypriniformes; Catostomidae.